This is a messenger RNA of Podarcis lilfordi (Lilford's wall lizard), 6693 nucleotides long. Lineage: Eukaryota; Metazoa; Chordata; Lepidosauria; Squamata; Lacertidae. The record is from the annotation of a GenBank genome assembly.
CUCCCUUUAAAAGGCGGGAGAGGAAGUUUCUGGGUACUUGGAAGGAUGGCUCUUUAUGCCAAUGAGAGCUGAGAAUAGCUCUUCUCUCCCCCCCCUCCCCACGCUCUCCCGCCGCUUCUUUUCGUCAUCGACAGACCUGUCCAAUCCGCAGCGAUGGGAAGGGGGAGGAGGAAGCUGUUGCUCUCCGCCGAUUGGCCGCGGCGCUCGGAGACGUUAUAAAAGCGUGGGGCGGGGGCGGGGCCAGUUCUUUUGCUCCACGGAGGCCUCGUGAGGUAGGUUUGUUGCUGGCGGCGGGCCGGGGAGGCCUUUGGGGCCUAGGUGGGGCCGGGCCUAACCGGAGCCUCUUUUGUCUGUCCUCUGUAGAGAAACACCGGAGUCUUUAAACCGCUGCCGUGCGAUCCUUGGGUCACCGCGAUGCCCAGGGAAGACCGAGCCACGUGGAAGUCAAACUACUUCCUCAAGAUCAUCGUGAGUCCUUCUGGUGGCUUGGGCGAGGGGGAACAGGGCUGAUGUUCUUAUUUCUCCCGUUGGAAACCUUUUCUCUGUGGCACAAGUGAAAAACAAGAAAAAAAGAUGCCGGCGGGGGUGUCUCUGAGCAUGUACAAAGUACCAUUAGUUCCUAGCAUCCAUUAGGUGCCUCAUAAAAUAAAUCCUUUGGGCGCCGUGUAGAAUAAUAAAAUAAGAUUUAAGAACAACACUGGCUCAUUAUUAUUGUUUAUCACUUCAUGGAAUUUAUCUCGUGCUUGAUUUUUAAAACAGCAACAAACCUCAAAGCAGUUGGUGAUAAGAUAUCAUCAUCAAUAGGUCUAACAUAAAAAGAGCCUUGUUGGACAAGGCCAGUGUUCCAUCUUAGUUCAGCAUGAAACCCGCAAGCAGGAUUUGAGCACAACAGCCCUUUUCCCUUGUGUGGUUUACAGCAACUGGUAUUCAGAGACAUUGCUCCCUUAGACUCUGGAGGCAGAGCAUAAGCACCUUACAUUACACCUUGCAGGAAUCAUGUAAUUAAUUCCAAGAGAGAUGCCUAUGAUUAUAAGUACAUUGUAUGAUUUGCCCCGAAAACGAUUGGGCACAGAAAUUAAGUUGGGAAAGUAAUAGGCAGUAGGAGAUGCAUUCUUUCACCAGGUAGAGAGAGCACUUUUUAAAAUGUAAUAAAUUACUGUAAUCGCAAAGCAGUAUAGUCUACUCAGGUGAAAGUAACCCUCUUUGUAUAUUCUGCAAAAAACUUUAGUUUCAAAAGCAGCAGCAGGAAUAACAAUAGACAAUUAAAAAACAUUUCCCUAUGUACAGGGUGCUUUUCUAUUUAAGUUGAGUGUAUAAGACCAAACCUGCUGGGUAAGACCAAAGGCCCAUCUGUCCAAAAUACUGUUUUCAUAGUGGGCAACCGGAUGCUAAUGGGAAGCCUGCAUGUAGGACACAAGCACAACUCUGCCCACUUGUUAUUCUGAAUGAUAUUGUCUCCAUGAUUAGUAGCCGCUGAUAGCCUUAUUCUCCAUGAAUCUGUUUAUUCCCCAUUUAAAACAGCCAAAGUUGGUGGCCAUCACUGAAUCACCUAGCAAAUUCUAUGGGCUCACCACACCAUACAGCUCUGUCCCUAUGUUGCAGCAUCGUCUCAAGUCUGAAAUGUUGGAGUCUUAAGAAUAAGGAUCUCUCAGUGCAUACAGAAUAAUGUGGGAUUGUAGCCAGACCCUUUCAGUGAUGCAUGGUUGGAGCAGGGCCUAGAUUGUACUAUCAUAUUGCAGUAUGCGAGAUUAUAAUAUGAGAAGCAGGAAUCUGAUGGUCCCUCUGAGUGUGUACAAUAAAGUGUGACCACAGUUGGUCCAUAGAUCAUAAUCAGCAUAAAUUUGACUACAGGAAUGGUGUAGUAAUGGGCAAGAUAAUGUAUAUGAAACACAACGCACAAAAAUGCGAAGUAUUGUUACUGUUACUAAUUAGGCUAUAUGCAGAAUUUCAUAAGCGUUAAAAGUGAUUUGUAUGUGUUAACUUGAUUGUGUGCCACAGAGAAAGCCAGCACUUUCUGUUCCGAGUUAAUUUUUUAAAUUUAAACGUUACCCCUGUUUGAUGUUUGGUAUCUGCAUCUUACUGCAAGCAGACAGUGUGCCAGCCCUAAGUUUGAAAAAGGUUUUCUCAGGGUUUGCUUUCUUUCCGCAGCAACUCUUGGACGACUAUCCAAAAUGCUUCAUUGUGGGAGCAGACAAUGUCGGUUCCAAGCAGAUGCAGCAAAUCCGCAUGUCCUUGCGUGGGAAGGCCGUGGUCCUGAUGGGGAAGAACACCAUGAUGCGCAAGGCAAUCCGGGGACAUCUGGAAAACAACCCUGCUCUGGAAAAGUUAGUGAUGCAGCAUUUCCUAGAUUCCUUUGCAUUAGCUGUUUAAAAAAAAUGCAUUUUUAAAGUAAGAUUGAGCCAGUAAGUCCUUUGUUCAAAGUGUGCUUGAGCUGCAAAUUCACUAGAUGACCCUCUAUCAGUCUCGCGGCCAGUCUCUGCAGUACAGUGGUGCCCCGCAAGACAAAUGCCUCGCAAGAUGAAAAACUCGCUAGACGAAAGAGUUUUCCGUUUUUUGGGGCGUUCCGCAAGACGAAUUUCCCUAUGGGCUUGUUUCGCAAGACGAAACGUCUUGCGAUUUCUUGCGAAUUUGUUUCCUUUUUCUUAAAGCUGCUAAGCCGUUAAUAGCCGCUAAGCCGCUAAUAGCCAUGCUUCGCAAGACGAAAAAACUGCAAGACGAAGAGACUCGCGGAACGGAUUAAUUUCGUCUUGCGAGGCACCACUGUAUAGGGAUAAUACUGUCCUACCUUAAAGGGUUGUUGCAAAGGUUAUUGAGAGCAUGUAUGUAAAAUUUGUUAGUUCUACAGCUGGAUGUUAUUGUUACCUGCCUAUAAUUUUUGUUUGUUUAUAAAGAAACCAGGUUAGAAAUUGGAUGUUGCUAAUAGAACAUGCCUUGUUUCUCAUUAGGCUUCUGCCUCAUAUCCGUGGUAAUGUGGGCUUCGUGUUCACCAAGGAGGAUCUGACUGAAAUCAGGGACAUGUUGUUGGCCAACAAGGUAAGUGGUAACCACUUAGGAGGAAGAGAGUGGCUCUUUUCACCUAAAUUGCCCCAACCUGGUGGUCUCCAGAUGUUGUAGAGUACAUCUGAUAUAACAACAACAAUUUAAUAUUUAUACCCCGGCCUUCUGGCUGGGUUUCCCCAGCCACGCUGGGCGGCUGCCAACAAAAUAUUAAUGCAUUAAAACAUCAGUCAUUAAAAACUUCCCGAAACAGGGCUGCCUUCAGAUGUCUUCUAAAAGUCAGAUAGUUGUUUAUUUCCUUGACAUCUGAUGAGAGGUCAUUCCGCAGGGCGGGCGCCACCACUGAAAAGACCCUCUGCCUGGUUCCCUGUAACCUCACUUCUCACAGUGAUGGAAUCACCAGAAGGCCGUUGGAGCUGGACCUCAGUGAUAAGGAAAUAAUAAGAGCUUGCUGGAUUAGGCCCAUAUAGGCCAGUGUCCUGUUCUUACAGUUGCCAACCAGAUGCUCCAGUGGGAAGCCUGCAAGUGGGACUUGAGUGCAACGACACUCCCCUCCUGUGGUUUCCAGCAACUGAAAUUCAGAAGCUUACUGCCUCUAGUAGUGGAAGAACAGCAGCCACUGUGACUAGCCUUAUCCAUUAAUUUAUUAAAUUGUUUUUAAAAGCCUCCCACGUUGGGGACCAUCACUGCCUCCUGUGGGAGCGAAAUUCCAUAGUUAAUUUCACCUCUUUGAAGAAGUACUUUCUUCGUUCCUGAAUCCUCCCAACAUUCAGUGCCAAGGAUGACUUGGGUUUUUUCCCUCCCUCAGGUACCAGCUGCUGCUCGUGCAGGUGCCAUUGCCCCCUGUGAGGUCACUGUGCCAGCUCAAAACACCGGCCUUGGCCCUGAGAAGACCUCCUUUUUCCAGGCUUUGGGCAUCACCACCAAGAUCUCCAGAGGCACCAUUGAAAUUCUGGUGAGUACUUAGUGGCUGUCUAUGGUGAUUGUGCUUAUACUUCUAUUGCUUUUUUAAAAAAAAUUAGCUACCCCAGGUUUUCAUGAGAAGAAGGGCAAGUUAAAAGGGGUAGCAGGACAAGGAGCACUAAUAGUAAUGUAUACUCCCAAGGCUGGAAGGAUAAACCCCCAUUUGGUGGUCUGAAGAUCUCACUGACCUUUCUACGUUUCAACGUGUAUCUUAACCAUUGUCAAUUUUGUUUGGCUUGUAGGGCAGCUUAUAUUAAUAAAUUGUCUUAAGUGUGUAUAGGGGGUUAUUGUUUUGUUUGUAAUUAUGUGAUAUAUUUUUGUCUUUCUAUAUUGUAAACCACCCUGUGUUCCUUGAAUGAAGGGCAAUAUGUAAGCGUAAAAUAAUAAGUCAGGAAUGAUUUAUUGUUAACAUGAGCUGAUUAUGUUUCUUUCCUUUUGUUAAUUUUUCAAAAUAUAAGUGGUGUGUGUGAAUGAUACUCACUUUCUGCAAAAGUACUUGACAUGACUCACUGUUUGAAAUGAAUGAAGCAGAGGGACCAAGAGGGACUUGGCCUUAGCCAGCCUGACAGGAGAGCGUGUUGUUUUCUCCUUUCAGCACUUCUGAUUCAACUGGACUAAACAUAGAUCACCUUGCUGAGAUGGUGUACAAUUAUUGUUCUUGUAAAGAAGCUGCUGUUGAAUUUGCUGGUCUUUCUCCCCCUUUUUUUUCUCAGAGUGAUGUGCAGUUGAUCAAGACCGGAGACAAAGUGGGUGCUAGCGAAGCCACCUUGCUGAACAUGUUGAACAUCUCCCCCUUCUCCUUUGGGCUCGUCAUCCAGCAGGUGUUUGAUAAUGGCAGCAUUUACAGCCCUGAAGUCCUAGACAUCACUGAAGAGACCCUGCAUGGGCGCUUCUUGGAAGUAAGUGAUGCCUCUUUUGAUUUGCAUGGUCAAGUGGUCUGCCUUGGCUUGGUGUGGUCUGAUUCAGUGGAAGGCAGCUUUGUUGUGCCUGAAGUUGACCAUCCCAUAUCCACUUAUAGGAUUGUGUUGUGAGUGUUCCAGAAGCAGCUCUGAAAAUUGCUUCCUUUGUAUGAAUGUGUGUACCUAGUUUGAAGUCAGUAGGCUACAGUUGGGAAGUACAAAUGCCAGAAGUUGUUCAUUUUGCAUUGUGAAUUUGGGAGAGUAAAGGGAGCACCUAAAACAUAUUGGAAUUGCCUUGGGAUGAACAGGAAUAAAGACUGUUCUCCUUUUUCUCCUACCAGGGUGUUCGCAAUGUUGCCAGUGUUUGCCUGCAAAUUGGCUACCCGACAGUUGCCUCUGUGCCCCACUCCAUCAUCAAUGGGUACAAACGAGUCCUGGCUGUGGCUGUAGAGACUGAUUACUCUUUCCCAUUAGCUGACAAGGUAAGGAUGAUGAUACGUUGAACUGGAUGAUGAGUGCAUAAUGUUGAAUUGGCAAGAGUGGUUCCAGUGGCUACAGCUUUCCUUUUUUGUAUGUGUGCAUAUAUUAUUUGAAUUUUACAUAUAAACGUAAUUGAGAGCAAGCUAACAUAGCGUGCAUCAAGGUACAACUUUGAAACAUUACCGAACACCCAAGCACAUCAGGUGCUGUGCUACAAUUAUAUUGUUCGUUUUGAAAUUAUUAGGUAUAGUAAUAAGUCUGUGAACCCCGAAGUCCUUGAAUUCUCCAUUGUCAGUGUAAAACCAGACAGCUUAAGACUCUGAAAUUCACAGGUGUGGAAGUUGUAUUAUUGCCCUCCCUCCAAAAAAAAAAUCACAUUUUUCACAUUAAACCUUAUGUGUGAACUGCAACUUAAUCUGAUUUCUUGUGAUUGUACUGUAGUCUUUGAGGCAGGUUUUGCAGAAAGUUUGGAGAAGCCCAUGGGAAAAUUCUACCACAAGUUAAUCAGUCAUUCUUUGGUUCCUCCAAACCAUCCCCCCCAGCUGUUUUAAGUGCCCCAGCAAGCGUGGGUUAGGGAUGAUAGGAGUUGUAGUUCAGACACACCUGGAAGGUCAAUAGUUCCACACACCUUCAAACGUGAUCCAACAUAAAUAGGGAGAUUGUUUAGAGGAGAGCUCAAGUCUAUUUUUGAAUCGGGAUGGGGAACCCUUUUCACCUGUAGGGCUAUAUUUGCUUCUGAUGGUGGUGCAUGUACCAGUGGUGGGAAGGGCAAGAGGCAAAAGUGGGUGAAGCAACAAAUGCAUUAGUUUCUACACACUUGAGCACCCCUCUCUAUCCAGGCAAACGUGAUCCAAGUUCAAGUGACACAUUCCUGCCAGCAGAAACCGUUCAUGGCACAAAGUGCCAGUGGGGGAUGUAUGAAGCUGACUUUGCUUUUUUAAAAUUUCUCCGCAGGUAAAGGCCUUCCUGGCUGACCCUUCUGCUUUUGUGACUGCUGCCCCUGUGGCAGCUGAGGCUGCAGCUCCUGCUGCAGCAGCCCCAGCCAAGGUGGAGGCCAAGGAGGAGUCUGAAGAGUCUGACGAGGACAUGGGAUUCGGUCUCUUCGACUAACUUUCAGAGUUUUGUUGCCAAUCAGUCGGAGCAGAAUGAAACAAUAAAAUAAAAGUACUUCUCUACACACCCAUGUUGCACCAUCAUUCUUGGUUAGUCCUGUGCCAGGGGGAAGCAUCAACUUCAAUGGUUAUGGCCCUCCUCCUGUUAUAAAGGCAGGGCUAUUCAACUGAAUGCAUGCCUGGUCCACAGUGACCUCCCCCUUCCACAAUUCAGGGGACCACUUCAUUCCACAAUUCUAGCC